AUGCGGAGGGCGUUCGGCUCCACCUACCCGGGCCACGACGCCAACGGCGUGACGGGCUUCCAAGAUCAGAUCCCCGGGGCCCUGGAAUGGCAGCAGAUGGCCAACGGAGCCCUCUUCUCCCUAGCAUAUGCAACCAAUGAAAUCCCCGUCCAGCUCAGCAAUGACAAGGACCUCGGCAUUUACAAGUCCAACCUAGAAGAUCCGCCUGGUAUCACCAUCCCCGGCGGUACCGUCCUGCGUAUGGUCGACAUGAAACCCGGAUCGAUUUCACCAAUGCAUCGCACUAUCAGUUUAGACUACGGGGUUUUCUUGAAGGGGGAAGUAGAGUUGAUACUCGACUCCGGGGAGACACGACUACUCAAGCGGGGGGAUAUCGCGAAGGCAAAGCCGCUGGAAAUCAAUGGAAACGCUUUGGAGGAGGAUUACGGCGGUGGAAUUGAUGACGUGAAGCCGUCGAAAUGA
This is a messenger RNA of Penicillium hordei, 462 nucleotides long. Its product is annotated as cupin domain-containing protein. Bases 1 to 462 code for a protein of 153 amino acids. The record is from RefSeq and is a predicted model, not a curated record. NCBI's taxonomy places the organism in Eukaryota, Fungi, Ascomycota, Eurotiomycetes, Eurotiales, Aspergillaceae. The transcript is spliced from 3 exons.